Messenger RNA from Didymodactylos carnosus, 2360 nucleotides. The record is from the annotation of a GenBank genome assembly. Lineage: Eukaryota; Metazoa; Rotifera; Eurotatoria; Philodinida; Philodinidae.
AUGUUUCACCAGUACUGCACUAGUGAUUUUGCAUCAGCAAAUUGGAUAAAUUAUUCUGAUCAUCAUGGUAAUAAAGGGUUUUCAUAUGAUGAUUAUCGAUGGACAGGUCCGUUGUUUUUCCAAGCACUUUUGGGUCUAUGCCAACUAACAAAUGAGACAAUUCAAAACGAUUUAGUUGUUUUCCGUUCGAGUAAAUACGUAACCUCCGUUGUGCAACCAGAAAUAUUAUUUUACUCUCAAACACAAUCACUCAUCGAUGUUUUCAUUUCAACGACGACAGACACGUUUUUUCAAGUGUUCAACAUGGCUCGAUAUAUAACUGAUAGUAAUCAGAUAGUUUCAGGUGUUGGCAGUAACUUCUAUGCCAUAGCACCGUCUGCACUUUCAAGCACACAUCCAGUUCAAUUUUUCCCGUCGUAUUAUUCGGACUGCUCGUGUUCUAUAAGAUCCUGGUGUAAUGAGACAACACGUGUCUACGAUUCCGAUACUGAUGACAUUCUGUAUGUGAUGCCUGGCCUCAUAACGGGAUGCACAAUCGUCUAUUCGGCACUUUACUCCAAUUUAAAAUGUUUUUAUAAUCAGUCAUGUAUCGAUGAGUCAAAGACGUUUAUGGGGUCAAUAUAUUCUCUAGAUGUUACGGCACUAAAUUCGUCUGCACAAAGUCAAUAUGAUCCAAAUUCAACGGUAGACGCAAUCCUUGCACAGCUUUUUGUUGAAAAGUGGAACUCAGGUGCCUCUUUCUCAUCCUAUUAUGAGCAGUGUAGACCCCUUCAAUGUACAUUCACUUAUUCGGGACGAAACAAUAUUGUCUACAUUGUGACAACCAUCAUUGGAUUGUUUGGCGGUUUAACAAAAGUAUUACUGGUCAUCAUCCCUUCUGCUUUAAAACUCGUGAGAAGAGGAAAACGACCAGCCGAAGAAUCUGAAGGUAUGAUAUUUAUUCAACAAACACAACAUUUAGAACUUUCAUCCUCUAGCCCUCACCCAAUCAUAUAAAAACGGUUUGAGAUGAACACACGAACUAAUUCGAGUACCACGAAUGGGUACAGACGAACGUUCAGUAUGUCCAUUCCAGAUUAAUUCUUCAACUUUUAGGUGGUCUCGAAUGGUGACUCAGAAUAGUCGCGCGGACGGGCCCGAGUGCCAUAUGCAGACGAGUCUUCUCUUUAUUUACGGGCCUAGUCUCAUAACCCGUCUCUUACUUGUUUCGAAACUUAGUACUCUCAAAUUGAGCGUAGAAGUUUUACAUUGUUUUUCGAUUGGAUUUGCAUGCACUCAAACUGCCCAACAUAAAGUAGGAUGUCAGGACUAUCUUUUAAUACAUAUUUAGAAGAGACGAGUUUUCGAGCUUGUUUUCUGAAAAUUGUUCUACUAUCUAUCUCAAAACAGAAUGGUCAUGGAUGUUUUCUGAGAAUCACGGGAUUGAAAAGAAUUACACACUUGCAGUUUUCAAUUCCUGAACGGAGGUGUCCGAAGACACCGGUCUAUGAUUAGACCAACCUGAAGCUACCACCUGCCGGUAAUGUACCUUGAAAAUCUUUUUUUAAGAAGAUCGCCAGAUCUUAACAAUGGAAUAUUUUCUUGCUUGCAGUUUUAAAAAAUCCUGCAUCUGGUACAAAACCGUGUAUUUUCUGAAGUUCUGAAGCCAUUCAAGUUAGUUUUGGUGUAAAAUUCUACAUCAUAGCAGAUGAGAAUCUUGAGUAUGGUGGAAUGUGUUGAUCACAUGUCGAUCUAUGUGAUGCUCAUAUAAAAGGAGUAGGUCACUUCGGGACGUUAAGAUCAUACAAUCUUCUAAAAAAAGAUUUCCAAGGUACAUCACCGGCAGAUGGUGACUUCAGGUUGGUUUUCGCAUAGAUCGGCGUCUUCGGAUACCUACAGGAAAUUGAAAACUCUUGUCUAAGUCUUUUCGAUCUCGUGAUAUUCAGAAAACAUGCAUGACCAUUCUAUUUUGAAAUGCAUAGCAGUUAGCCGAAAGAGACUAAGAACAUGAUCUGGUUACGAGAGAGUCCAAUUCUAAAGAAAGAUGUAACUUCUAGGUCAACGUACAGAACAUUGAUGUCUUCGUAGAUGUUGCACAGUGGGCAUUUCCUCAUAGAGCAGGCGGCAUUUUUUGCCGACAUAGUUUUUUUGAAUCCAAAAUCACUUUUUUAUACGUUUUCGCAUACGGUAUUUCCAGCAGCGAGGCAAAGGUGAGUCGCGGAGGGUUUUUCAGAGGUUUUCCAGGGGAGGAUUCCAGAGACCCAGGCUUCAAAUACCCCCUAGAAAAAGUUUGCAAUUGUUUUAAAGCAAAGUUUCAGAUUCGCCGUAACCUAAAACCUAUAAAUUUGUGCUUUGAAAAUAUUUGCGCGACGCUGAGAGGU